UCGUGCGUUUAAACAUGCUGGCAAUGUUGCGCUAUCUGGGCGUCAGCGACGUUAGUGUUGCUGGGCAUUUCCUUUGUUGCUCACUGUCAGAAUUUGUAUCGCGUUGAACAAAGAAUACCGCUGCUGCUUCUUUCAGUUACCUUGCGUUUGAAAACAGAAUUGGCAUGGCAACUGCUGGAAAUGAUUGCGCACGUUGUUUCCUUUCUGGUCAAAAAGAAUUUCAUCACUGACACCCUUGAAUAUGUUGACUAGCCAGGGAACUUUGAAUGAUUUUUCACCCAUUUAAUCUUUUCCUGCCCUGAAUUUAUUUUGUCGGGUGACGGAAUUCACGGAUUAUGUUUCAUCAUAUGUAUAGAAAGAAAAGGGGUCUUUUCAUGGACAUGGUUAUUCACCCUUUGAAUAUUGAAUCCGUCUUUUCUUUUGUCAGAGAGAAAUCCGAGAAAGCAACACAACUCCCGAUGAUACAGCUGUAUUAGCCGACAACGCAGAUGGCUAGCUGUGGCGAGGUCAACCACUCUGUGGGCAUGCUCCCCUCUGGGAGGAAGGGGGGUGGCGAGGCGUGUACAGGCUCCUCCCCCACCCUGGCGGUGCCGGAGUGCGCCAUCUGCCUGCAGAGCUGCGUGCACCCGGUGCGUCUGCCCUGCAGCCACAUCUUCUGCUUCCUGUGCGUGAAGGGCGCGUCCUGGCAGAGCAAGCGCUGCGCCCUCUGCCGGCAGGAGAUCCCCGAGGACUUCCUGGAGCGGCCCACGCUGCUGUCGCCCGAGGAGCUGAAGGCGGCGGGGCGGGGCUCCGGCGACCACGCCUGGUACUACGAGGGCCGCAACGGCUGGUGGCAGUACGACGAGCGCACCAGCCGCGAGCUGGAGGACGCCUUCUCCAAGGGCAAGCGGAACACGGAGAUGCUGAUCGCCGGCUUCCUGUACGUGGCCGACCUGGAGAACAUGGUGCAGUACCGGCGCAACGAGCACGGCCGGCGGCGCCGGAUGAAGCGGGACGUGGUGGACAUCCCCAAAAAGGGGGUGGCGGGGCUGCGGCUGGACAUGGAGGCCGCGCCGGCGGGGGCGCAGGCCGCGGCGGGCCGUGAGAGCUCGGCCGAUGGGGCGGACGCCGCGGGGUCGCAGGUCGCUGGCAACCCCGCUCAGACCGCCGCCCCGGUCCGGCCCCCCGUCUCCCUCGGAGGUCAGCCCGCCAGCCCCUCCACGCCAUCGCCUGACACCAGCACCUCCUUGGAGAGCUCCCUUGCCCGGCUACAGAUAAGCCACCCGGCCGGGCGAGACCGGAGCAGGAAUGGGGAGGGCGAGGAGGAGGGUGGCGAGGCCACGCCCUCCAGGGGUUCCUCCGCCCCAAAUACCUCUGUGGACGAGUCAGAGUCUGGGAGCAGCAGCCUGGAAGAGGAGGAGGAGGAGGAGGAGGAAGAUAUUGAGGAGGAAGAUGAGGAGGAAGAGGGUGCGCGGGCGGAGGGGACACAGAACAGGCACAGACUGCUGCUGCAGGAGCGGAUGCGGUUGAGGGAGAGCCAUGUGGACAGAUCGCCCCCUGGUGGCAAAUCCUCCAGUGGCAGCGGCAGCGGCAGCGGCAGCAGCAGUAGUAGUGUGAGGUCAAGACGACCGGAUGGGCAGUGCACAGUGACUGAAGUGUGACCUCUGACCCGGGGUCAAAAUGCACCAUCCAUGGGAUCUCAGCCAACAUUGCACUCAACAAGCUAAACAGCAUUUUCUGCGGCUGCCUUCAUUUGGCUUUGUGAAAGGCCCUUCUGUAAGAUAAAAACAAACAUCCACAGGACGCUACAUCUCAUACAGAUAAUGGAAGAAAGGAACAUGAAUAGAAUGUCCAGCUCCUAUAGAUACAAAAGUGAGCAAACUACCAAACUAUUUUGCCAUGCAAAAUUAGAAUGGGGAGUGAAUAAUGUAAAAAUAAUAGCAAACAUUCUGUUUGCACUCUUUUUUUUCUAUUACUCCUGAUGUGCACUGCCUGUGAUAAAAAUAAACUGAAGAAAGGAACCGGAGGGCUGUUCGAGUCAAAUGAUCUUUUGAAGGAACACUGCAGAAUGUGGUCCUUUGGAAAAAUCUUGGUUGUUACGCCUGAUUUGGUCAGAUGUUUUUUUUUUGACUACUGUUCUCUAUCAGAAAUUGCUCUUUCUGUCAGGAAUUAAUUAUUUUGGGCUAUUCCCCUUUCCCCAGUUGAGCCCCAAAUAAAUAUUAUAAAUUGGUGUGUUUCAUAGGUGAAGCAUGGUCUUUGGGUGUUGGAUUCAUACUUCAUCUUAAUAUGCUAGUCUGUAUCAUAACUUGUGCAUGUGCUGUUGUAAGAGAAGGGUACUAAACACUACUAGGGGAGAGACCUGCAGUUUUGGUUUUAGAUAUUAGUUUGAAAAACCUUUCUUUCUUUAGUUUUAAACUGUUUUGUGUGCUGGCAGACUGGUGACAGUGUCGAGACAGCAGAUGUGGUAAACACAACCAUUCUGCGGAAGCUGGGCGUGUCUCAUGGAUUUUGAAGUUAAUCAUUUUAUGUUUCUCAAGAAACAACAUCCUCAUAUGUCCCCAUUCUAGUCUUUCAAUCUGUAAAAAAAAUCUUUUUUCUGUAUUUUUGCUUUCUUGUAAUAUUUUGUUACAGGAUUUGUAAAUUGAAAAUAAAGUAUGUGUCAACUGAUCA
Molecule: messenger RNA, 2649 nt
Organism: Megalops cyprinoides (Indo-Pacific tarpon)
Lineage: Eukaryota; Metazoa; Chordata; Actinopteri; Elopiformes; Megalopidae
Product: E3 ubiquitin-protein ligase rnf146-like
Exons: 2
Coding region: 489-1640 (383 amino acids)
Biological process (GO): ubiquitin-dependent protein catabolic process; Wnt signaling pathway
Cellular component (GO): cytoplasm; nucleus
Molecular function (GO): zinc ion binding; ubiquitin protein ligase activity; poly-ADP-D-ribose binding
Source: RefSeq, a predicted model, not a curated record